This is a messenger RNA of Cuscuta campestris, 2339 nucleotides long. NCBI's taxonomy places the organism in Eukaryota, Viridiplantae, Streptophyta, Magnoliopsida, Solanales, Convolvulaceae. The record is from the annotation of a GenBank genome assembly.
GAUGAGCAUUCUAACCUUUUUUCAUUUCACAAUACAUUUUACAUGUACUUCCUUUUUUAUAGAAUUUUUUUAGGGAAACUCACCACAAAAAUCCUUUACUUUGUUUUUUAAAUUUUCUCUAAAUUGUACGAAUAUCUAAUUGAAAGAUUAAUGUAAUCCAUCAAACACGGCCUUUCAAAAAGUUUAAAUAAGUUACAACUCUUCUCACCUCAUAAGUAUGUCAUCUGAUUUCAACUUGCAAUUCAAUUCUCACCCACUGUUCCAAAAUAGGUCACAAAAAGCCAUCCAGAAGCACACUCUCCCAAUAUCCGAGCUACCCACUCUUCAUCAGCGAUUCUUUUCUUAUGAAUUCCACUGAAAGUUUUGAUCUUUUUGAGCUAAGAUCCUUGAAGGGCUAAAACCCAGAAUUUCAGCUAGCUCCAUAUCUCUGUUCUUUGGUGUUUAUUUGUUUCUUUAUUUAAUAUUUUGAGACUAAAAGUUGUAGUAGUUUUGAGAAGUGGAGAGUUGAGCUUGGAAGAAGAUGAGCAAGAGAAGAGAGGAUUCUGAUAUGUCCGAGUCACUGAUCGAUUCAAGUUCCAGGGGAUCUAGUUACUCUGAGUCCUCGUCGGAUGAGAGCAGACGGAAGGAGAACUGUUCUUCGCCGUCUCCUUUUGGUUGGCCCAUCCGGAAUGCCCAGUCCGCCAGGUGCUCGAGGAAAGGCGGAGCAGAGAAACAGAUGCAGGCCUUGAUGGAUCAAAACGAACAUGGUGAUGAUUCUGAGCUGAAGAAGCUUCACUCGAAAACUACAGAAAUGGAGAUGAUGAAAGAGAGAUUUUCAAAACUGUUGCUUGGUGAAGAUAUGUCUGGUUGUGGAAAAGGAGUUCCAACAGCAUUAGCCAUUUCAAAUGCUAUUACUAAUCUUUGUGCCACUGUAUUUGGACAGUUUUGGAGGCUGGAACCCUUUCUUCCAGAAAAGAUAUCGAUGUGGCGAAGAGAGAUUGAAUGGCUUGUUUCUGUUAGCGACCAUAUUGUUGAAUUAAUACCUUCUUGGCAAACGCUUCCUGAUGGAAGUAAGGUUGAGGUGAUGAGUAGCAGGCCAAGGUUAGAUAUAUUUAUAAACCUUCCAGCUCUCAAGAAACUUGACACCAUGCUCAUUGAAAUCGUGGAGAGUUUUACAAGCACUGAAUUUUGGUAUGUGGACAAAGGCUUAGGUGGUGGGGAUAAGGGUGGAUCAGUCAAUUUCUUUGUGAAGGAGGCGGUCUCGCGACAAGAAGAUAAGUGGUGGCUGCCAGUGCCAAGGGUUCCUGCAGGUGGUCUCCCCGUUUCCACGAGGAGGCAGCUAGAUCACAAACGCGAAUGCACCAGCCAAAUCCUUAAAGCUGCAAUGGCCAUUAACAGCUCAACUUUAGCCGAAAUGGAAGUUCCCGAGUCCUACUUGGAUUCCCUUCCAAAGAAUGGGAGAGCCUGCUUAGGUGAUGUGGUUUACCGGUACAUCACAUCAGAUAACUUCUUACCGGAGUGUCUCCUGGAUUGCAUUGACCUGACUUCUGAACAUAUGGCUCUAGAGAUGGCAAACCGCGUGGAGGCUGCCAUCCAUGUUUGGCGCAGAAGUCACAACCACAACCACAACCACAACCACCACCACCACAACCACACUAGACCUCCCACUCAUCCAAAUCGUUCAACACCCAAAUCUUCUUGGGGUAUUGUCAAAGAUCUAGUGGUUGAUGGAGACUGCAGGAGAGAUUUACUUGCUGAGAGAGCUGAAAAUCUCCUCCUUUGUUUGAAGCAAAGAUUUCCCAAUCUCACCCAAACCACCUUGGAUGCCACCAAGAUUCACUGCAACAAGGAUGUGGGGAAGUCAAUCCUGGAGAGCUAUUCAAGAGUCUUGGAGAGUGUGGCUUUCAACAUAUUGGCGCGCAUUGACGAUCUCAUCCACGUGGACGACAUAGCCAAGCACCCCGCAGGAAAGCCUCCGCCUACUCCACUUGCCGCGCCACACAGAAAACUCAUCAUUUCCUCUUCAGCAACCCCUCUCAAAUCCCCGGGCCCGCCUUUGAUCAGCCCGGCCAGGGGGGCGGAGGUGACGCCAUUCCUCGGCGGCGGCGGUGGCAACAACAAGCUUCCCAGGCGUGGCCUUGGAGUGAAGAGGGCAUUGUCAAACUACCUUGGCGGAGAAGCUACUAACAACAAGAUGAAGGCCGGCAGCUGUGGAAACCCUCUGGAAGCUUUUGCUGCCUCUUCCAUUUCCAGGAAAAGCUCUGAGUCUCGAGCUUCAAUGGCUGCCAUGGUUGCCCAGGACGAAAGCUCUGUCUUGCGUCCAAUUAACCGCUGAGAGCAUUAUAGUUUUAGUGGUGUUU